Phoenix dactylifera (date palm) is the source of this 1981-nucleotide messenger RNA. It is a transcript of the gene PTAC13, whose product is annotated as plastid transcriptionally active 13. NCBI's taxonomy places the organism in Eukaryota, Viridiplantae, Streptophyta, Magnoliopsida, Arecales, Arecaceae. Gene Ontology annotation, biological process: DNA-templated transcription elongation; transcription elongation-coupled chromatin remodeling. The record is from RefSeq and is a predicted model, not a curated record.
UCGAAAUCAAGAUGACGAGGAAGCGCUAAAGCAAAGGUGGGUAGCAGCGAUAAGAUCGGGGCUGGGAUCGGUAGGGGAUAUGCAGCAAGGCCUUCUCCUGCUCCAAUGGCGUCCUCCGGUCUCAUCUCCUCGCCUCCCCCUCUCGCUCGGCGGUACCACCCGGUACUCCUUGAGAGCGUCGGCGGCCACCGGGAUCUCGGCCGGCGGGGGCGGGGGCGGCGGUGAGCUGACGGCGAGGGAGAGGAGGCAGCUGAGGAAGGAGCGGAGGGAGAGCAAGGCCGAGAGCGGCAACUGGAGGGAGGAGGUGGAGGAGAGGCUCCUCAAGAAGCCCAAGAAGAGGCGGGGCUCCUGGAUGGAGGAGCUCAACCUCGACAACCUCGCCCGGCUGGGCCCCCGGUGGUGGGUCCUUCGCGUCUCCCGGGUCACCAGUCUUGGUCAGGAGGCCGUCGACCGCCUCGCUGGCUCCCUCGCCAGGAGUUUUCCGGAUCUCGAGUUCAAGGUUUAUUAUCCAACUGUGAGGGAGAAAAAGAAAUUAAAGAAUGGCUCUUACUCUGAAAAGUCAAAGCCCCUUUUUCCUGGUUGUGUCUUCCUGUACUGUAUACUGAACAAGGAGAUUCAUGACUUUAUUAGAGAAUGCCGUGGCAUUGGAGGCUUUGUAGGAUCCAAAGUUGGAAAUACCAAACGGCAGAUUAACAAGCCAAAGCCUGUUUCACUUAAUGAGAUGGAAGCAAUCUUUCAACAAGCUAAAGAAGAACAAAAGAAAUCUGACCAAGCAUUUGAAGAAGAAGAAUGCACACGGAAUCUCAGCUCAUGCUUAGAUUCUGGGAACAGUCUGAAAUCUAUAGCAGAUGAUAAGCAUAGAAACCGCUUAAAGAAAGACCAUUCUACAGCUAACCUGUUAAAUGGAGAGAAUUCCAAGCAUCUUGCCCCAGGUGUAGGUGUUCGUGUUCUUUCCGGGCCUUUUACAGAAUUCACGGGUCGUCUGAAAGAGCUGGACCAUAAAAGCAGAAAGGCCACUGUUGGAUUCAUGUUGUUUGGCAAAGAGACCUUUGUGGAUUUGGAAGUUGAUCAAAUUGUUGCAGAAACUGCAUAGCGGUUAUAGGACCUUUCUUUUGAGCUCUCAAUGUAUGUAUUUUCAUUAAUGAUGCUAUAGGAAGUACCAAUUAGAUACCUGGAAACAAAGCCAAAAACGAAUGAAGUUUUAAGUAAUUUGAAAACAAGGUAUUGCUUUGUCUAUGAUAUCACUGGUGGUCUGGUUAUAAUUUACAUGCCAUAAUACAUGCAUCUUUAUUUGUUGAACUAUUGGCCUUAAUCUAGACUUCAGCUGGGAAAAGAAAUACUUGUUAUGCUUCACUUCAUAGUUCAGAUAUUCUGCGACUUGCACGGAUGAAUAUUUAUGACCCUAUGAUCACAUGAACAAUUUCAUUGCAGAAAAUUGCUCGAAUUUGUUGCUGAGUGAUGCUCUGUGCUUUUCUUAAAUUGGCUUGGUUUUGUGGUCUUGAGCAGGCUAAGCUCCCUCAGCUUUUGGCCAUACUUCAAUGGGAGAACAACUUUCUUCAUGGAUGGAACUUACAUUGCGGAGCCACUAAUUUUGGCAGCUAGAAUUCAGUGAUGGGCAACCAGGCUCAGGCAACUGGAUAAUCCUGCAAAGUUUUAAGUUGGAUGGAGAGUUGUUUAAUCAUAAUAAAUUAUCGUAAAGAAGUUGGUGGCUGUCAAUGAAUGAUUCAGAUUUUUGUCCCAAACAAUGUUGGCAACUUGAAUGGAGUUGCUAGCCUACUACAUUCAUUACUUUGUAUUCUAUGAUCCAUUGCUUCUGCAUAACAAAAUGUUCAUAUGGUAGUUCUUUCAAAGCAAUGAGCCCAGCAACUAGGAAGGCAAUGGUGAAGCUAUAUAAUUCUCAGCUCACCAAUAUGACAGGGAGCAAAGAAUAUGUUUUAUUAUGUAGAAGAUUGACAGUAAAGAUCAUGUUUUUUGUUUGAUA